UAAAACGGCAUUACCAUUUAGAAGCAGAAAAGGGAUGGAAUGUGGAUCGAUGCCGCGCGGCGCAGGAGAUGUCGCGUGCGUAGAUAACGUAGAUUGUAGUUGUAUUCUGUAUUGUAUCUUGUGCAGUUGUUGUAUCUGCUUGUUCUAUACUGUAUUGUUGUUGUAUACUGUAUUGUACUGCUGUAGUGCUUUCAGAAUCAGACAUCACAGCCCAUCUCUUCUCACCACAUGCCUCUCCCACCCCCCCACCGCCGCCCUCACCGCAAGCUCCUCAUCGCGGCCGCCGUCCUCGUCACCUUUGUCUUCGUGCACCUCCUCAACCGCCCAGACGAAGUCCCGUCCGAGCCCGCGAUCGCGUCCGAGCUGGGCGAUAUCAUCAAGCAGCAGCAGCAGCAGCAGCAGUCGUUGCUUUCCGAGUCUGAGCACGAACGAGCACGGACUGAGAGUGCGGAGGGAGCUGUUGUUUCUGCACAGAGUGUAAUUGCUGAGCUGCAGAUUGAGAAAGAGGAGUCUUCUUCUUCAUCAUCAUCUUCUUCUCUAGAUACUUCAAACAUCAACACACACACCGAAGACCAGCAAAUCAUCAUCAAAAAACUGCAGACAAGCAUGCACUCGCACCACUCCCACAGCGGCGACUACGUCAUGCACGCCAAAGACCAUCUCGAGGAGAUUGUGCAAAAGGCAGUGCAGAUGGGGUUCACGACGUAUUGUCUGACCGAGCAUAUUCCGCGGAACAGGCUUGCGGAUUUGUAUCCCGAGGAGAGCAAAUUGACAAUCACAGACCUCGAAACCACAUUCGCGAAAUUCUACGCCCACGCGCGCGCCCUGCAAACAAAAUACGCCCCGCAAAUCACCCUCCUCGUCGGCUUCGAGACCGACUACAUCCGCGCGGACGAGUACAGCCCACUAAUCAAGACCCUUCAAAACACCUACAAGUUCGACAUGUUCGUCGGCUCCGUGCACCACGUCGCCUCGCUCCCCAUCGACUUUGACGCCGCGAGAUGGACGGCCGCGAUGCAGAAAGCCGGCGGAACACCGCGCGCGCUGUUCGCGGCCUACUUUGACGAGCAGUACGCGAUGCUCGCGGACCUUCGUCCCCCUGUCGUCGGACACUUUGAUCUCAUCCGCCUCUUCGCGCCCGCGGACGACACCGCGCGGCCGAUCGCGCGCGACUGGCCUGACGUCUGGGCAAAGAUCGUGCGCAACGUCGAGUUCGUGAUUCGCUACGGCGGCCUCUUCGAGCUGAACUCGGCAGCCAUCCGCAAGGGCUGGUCUGAGCCUUAUCCGCGGAGCGACGUCGUGCAGCUGAUUAUGCAGAAGGGCGGGCGGUUUUGUUUGUCGGAUGAUAGCCAUGGGUUGGCGCAGGUGGGGCUUAAUUUCCAUAAGGUGGUCAAGCAUGUCAGUCAGUUGGGUUUGAGGGAGCUGUAUUAUCUUGAUUUGGAUGAUAGUGGAGAGGCGGUGGUUAGGAAGGAUGAGGUCGAGAAGUUGAUGACUGAUCCGUUUUGGACGCAGUACGACAAGCUGUGGUAGUUAUGAUCGAUAGUAUUUUGAUGUCUGUAUGAUGAUCUGUAGUAAUUUGUAUGAUGAUAUGUGAUGAUGUAGUAAAACUAUUACAACU
This is a messenger RNA of Myxozyma melibiosi, 1618 nucleotides long. Its product is annotated as Polymerase/histidinol phosphatase-like protein. Gene Ontology annotation, biological process: L-histidine biosynthetic process. Gene Ontology annotation, cellular component: cytoplasm. The transcript is spliced from 2 exons. Gene Ontology annotation, molecular function: histidinol-phosphatase activity. The record is from RefSeq and is a predicted model, not a curated record. Bases 229 to 1530 code for a protein of 433 amino acids. NCBI's taxonomy places the organism in Eukaryota, Fungi, Ascomycota, Lipomycetes, Lipomycetales, Lipomycetaceae.